CUGUCACUUUGUUAGACUCACUCACCUAUUCGCAGUUCUUGUACCGCCUCCCUCAAUCCCAGGCAUCAUACUCAUUGCCAGACUAAAUUCUUAGUUGUCAACCAUCGUAAAUGGCGUCGAAGGAUGAUACGCAGGCAAAAGCGCCACCAGAAACCCGCAACGUUGUUCAAUUCCUCCGUAGCAGUAAAUCUGGCAUGAAAAUACGGGUCGGUGCGUUGAAUGGGAAACGUGUCGAUUACUUCAAAGGAAAAUCUGCAGUGAAGGCCCUCCUCUCGCCCGCCUAUGCAAAAGUAAAAAACGUACCCAAAGUCACUACGGAAGCCGAGGCCGAAGCUCUCCUCCAACAAUCCAUACCAUACGCUUUUUACCUCCGCGUAGAUCGCGGCGCACCUACAGGCUCAUCUAUAUCCCCGCGCCACGUCACUGUCGUUCAGCAACAACAAUUUGCCCAAGACGCGUACUUCGUCUGGCUUUACGAAGGUUCUCAAUGGACUACAUAUGCCGGAGGACUUUUAAUGGUCGCGCUUAUGCUUGCGGCCGUGAUGUUCCCGUUGUGGCCCCCAGUGAUGCGUUUGGGUGUGUGGUACCUGAGCAUUGCCAUGUUGGGUUUACUCGGCGCAUUCUUUGGGCUUGCGAUCAUACGGUUGAUAUUCUACAUAGUCACCGUAGUCAUAGCAAGCCCUGGAAUUUGGAUCUUCCCUCAAUUGUUCGCAGAUGUUGGUGUUAUCGAGUCAUUCGUUCCGUUGUGGGAAUGGGAUAUUCCAAAGAAGAAAGCUGGUAAGAAGAAGAAGGCAAAGGCUCCCGCUGGCGCGAGUCCUGAGGAACAGCUUGCUAAUAAUGGUGGGGCUUUUAUUGAGGAGGUCGGUGAUGAGUCCCCAGAGCAAUCGCGUCCAGGGAGUCGCUCGGCACGAGUCGAGGAGGUUCCAGAUGUGGAUUCGUAACAGGAUGAUUGCAUGUUUUUAGGUCGUGUUUAUUAUGCUUUCAGUGGAGCUGAUGGGCACGAAGGGACCCUUUGUACUCAUCAGGAGCUUUGUCUAGACUACACGCUUCUCACACUCAUUCCCUUGUCCCAGUUCAUCCAUUCACCAUGCAUAGUUCGCCUAUACUAGCAGCAAAUUGAGUGCAAUCACACAACACAAAUGAUAUCG
Messenger RNA from Suillus bovinus, 1148 nucleotides. RefSeq names its product translocation protein Sec62-domain-containing protein. Gene Ontology annotation, cellular component: endoplasmic reticulum; endoplasmic reticulum membrane. The coding region runs from base 111 to 941 and encodes 276 amino acids. Gene Ontology annotation, biological process: post-translational protein targeting to membrane, translocation. The record is from RefSeq and is a predicted model, not a curated record. The transcript has 3 exons. NCBI's taxonomy places the organism in Eukaryota, Fungi, Basidiomycota, Agaricomycetes, Boletales, Suillaceae.